AUCAGAAACCCCCUCUGCCUCUGCCUCUCCCUCAAUUUCAACUUCAUUUUCUUUCAGGACUUUUCACAAACACAUUGAUCACUUAUAGUUUUUCGAAACGUUUCUUUUACUUCACCAUGGCUAGACCGCAACAACGAUACCGUGGCGUCCGUCAAAGGCAUUGGGGCUCCUGGGUUUCAGAAAUUCGCCAUCCUUUACUGAAGACAAGAAUAUGGCUAGGCACAUUCGAAACCGCGGAAGAUGCCGCUAGAGCGUACGAUGAAGCCGCAAGAUUAAUGUGCGGACCGAAAGCCCGGACAAAUUUUGCAUACAAUCCGAACGAACCACAAUCCUCAUCAUCAAAAUUGCUAUCAGCAACACUAGCAGCUAAAUUACAUAAAUGCCACUUGGCAUCUCUACAACAAGUGGCAAAGAAAAAUAAUAGUACGAUUAGUUCAAAACAAACUUAUGACCAUGCCCAAUUCAGCUCCGGCAAUGGCAUUGUCGGAACAAGUACACAGACCGGCUUUACUUGGCCGGACCGGAAAUGGCUGGACGAGGAAAAUCAAAGUGGGAAUAGCCAGCAAGAGGUUAAUGCACUUGAAGAUCAUCAUAUUGAGCAAAUGAUUGAAGAGUUGCUUGAUUAUGGUUCUAUGGAAUUUUGUGUGUCUUAGAUUAAAAUAAAAUUAAAAUUGUCACAUCUUUUAUAUAUUUUCUAUUGUUUCCCUUAAUUGUUACCUUUCACUUUUUUUGUUAAUAAUUAGUUGUUUUUAUGUA
Mercurialis annua (annual mercury) is the source of this 756-nucleotide messenger RNA. Its product is annotated as ethylene-responsive transcription factor ERF003-like. The transcript has 2 exons. The record is from RefSeq and is a predicted model, not a curated record. Lineage: Eukaryota; Viridiplantae; Streptophyta; Magnoliopsida; Malpighiales; Euphorbiaceae. Gene Ontology annotation, molecular function: DNA-binding transcription factor activity; DNA binding. Gene Ontology annotation, biological process: regulation of DNA-templated transcription. The coding region runs from base 117 to 653 and encodes 178 amino acids.